AUGGUAUCCCCCUCCAGCGUAACGCCCUCGAGGAGGGUGACUCGUAGUCAAUGCGCCAGUGAUAGAGAAGCAAAUCCCAAGAAAAUUCCCCGACUAGGCAAAACUGCGUCUCGUUAUGCAGUAUCUAGCACGGAGUCCGAACUAGAGGAACCUGCAUCCACCGACCAAGAAGAAGCUGCAUCCACUGAACAAGACGAAGCUGCAUCCACCGAGCCGGAAUUUAUUGUCACCACGCCGACUUUCCCGGAAAGACUGUUCGCACGUAAUUGCUAUCCUGGCAAACCUCGACUGAACAUCUAUUCAAAGGCGAGUAUCAUUGGAUCGUUAGUGAAGUUGCUAAGAGGCUCCCCUGAAAUGAAUUGUCUGCUAGGAAGUCAGUUUGGAGCUCUGUUCCACUUACCUGUAUCGCGCUGCUCAAACUCUGCGAAACUUGUACAUUCUCUCCUCAGCCGUCAGCUGGUUACGAUGCGCCUAUAUGAGCUCUGGUUCUUGUUUGCAGACAAGCCACUACGCUUUUCUCUGCGUGAGUUCGGAGACAUCACGGGGCUGAAAUGCGAGCCUGAAAGGGAAAAAGUUGGAAACGGGUCAGAAUCUAUCGAUGCCACACCUGGACGUAUGUGGAAAGAGUUGUUUGAAACUGAAGAUGAAGACGUGACUGUACCAGAUGUUCUUCGUAUGCUUGAACAGCCUAGUCUUCCUGAGUGGAAGCGGUUGCCACUAGCUCUCAUUGCGCUUGUAGAUGGGCUCCUGGUUUGUGGUCACAAACUUCUUCGUGUGACGCCUGCUUACGUCGAGAUGCUGGAAGACACCAGAUCAUUUCUUCAAUAUCCAUGGGGGAGAGAGGCAUUCGUCAGCACUCUGUCUAGAUUGAGACCACCUCAACCUUCUGAUCCUUCUAAAAUGGAUAAAUCCCUUUCGGUCAUGCGCCUUCGUUUGAAACAGCAGUCAACAGCGUGUUAUGGGUUCCCUCUGGCGCUGCAACUUUUUGCUUUUAAAGCUAUCCCCUCAUUGCUUGAGAAAAUUCCCGAACCUAAUAAAACCACUUCUUUCUUGCAAGAACCAGAAGGAUGCGACUCAACAAAUGCACUUCUGAAUUUUGAAGACAUACUUCUGGUGGAAACCCAAACUGAGGUUAUUGUUACGUAUUCAAUCCCAGAUGAAGGUGGGGAUCCAAAGUGGAAGAAAGAAGUAAUCGAUCCCCAAAUAGAUAACUUAGUUCGUCGAAUGCGGGAAGGGCACGAGUUCAAAGCAACAGACUUUAGAGGAGGUGAUUCAUCCCUUCCACCUCUGAAGCCAGCCGAAAAGGCUGAAGGUGUUGGUGUCAAAAAGAAGUGUCAAAAGCCGUCUAGGCGGUUUGGGAAAGCAUGUGAUGAACCUGGAAGUUCGACUCAGGCGCCUCAGCGUCCUAUUCGACCUCGUCGUGGGAUAUGUAAACAGGCUGAACCAGGAAACUUAUCAGAUAAGGAGCAAGAGCUGAAAGAGUGGAUACGAGUUGAACUGAAAACAGUUGGGUAA
Molecule: messenger RNA, 1515 nt
Organism: Brassica napus (rape)
Lineage: Eukaryota; Viridiplantae; Streptophyta; Magnoliopsida; Brassicales; Brassicaceae
Exons: 3
Coding region: 1-1515 (504 amino acids)
Source: RefSeq, a predicted model, not a curated record